Belonocnema kinseyi is the source of this 972-nucleotide messenger RNA. It is a transcript of the gene DIP-delta, whose product is annotated as lachesin. The transcript is spliced from 6 exons. NCBI's taxonomy places the organism in Eukaryota, Metazoa, Arthropoda, Insecta, Hymenoptera, Cynipidae. The record is from RefSeq and is a predicted model, not a curated record. Bases 13 to 972 code for a protein of 319 amino acids. Gene Ontology annotation, cellular component: neuron projection.
ACUGAGCAGCCGAUGUUUGCUGAGCCAAUACCAAAUGUAACCGUACCUCUCGGAAGGGACGUCAGUCUACCGUGUGUGAUCGAGAACUUAGGAACACAUAAGGUUGCUUGGAUCCACGUAGAUCGGCAAAUGCUUGUAACGAUUCAUAAACAUGUGGUUGCCAAAAUACCGAGGUUCAGUGUCACCAACGACAACCACAAAACGUGGCAACUGAACAUUCGUAGUGUUGAACAACAAGACAGAGGGUACUACAUGUGCCAAGUCAAUACGGUUCCGAUGAUUAGCCAAGUUGGAUAUCUACAAGUUGUAGUUCCACCCAAUAUAUUGGAUUCGCAUUCAACCCAAAGUACAGUGGCCGUCCGAGAGCAUCAAAACGUCACUCUCACUUGUAAAGCUGACGGAUUUCCCACCCCAAAAUUAAUGUGGCGACGAGAAGAUACAGAUGGUAUUCUCGUCGAUCGACGGAUGAAAGUGGCAGUGUACGAUGGCGAACAGCUGAACUUCACUAAAAUUACACGAGCCGAAAUGGGAGCUUACCUCUGCAUCGCUACCAAUGGGGUUCCUCCAACAGUCAGUAAAAGGAUCAUAGUCGAUGUUGAAUUCUCGCCGAUGAUAUGGGUGCCAAAUCAACUGGUGGGUGCACCGGCUGGAACGAAUGUGACGAUCGACUGUAACACAGAGGCAUACCCAAGAGCAAUCAGCUAUUGGAUUUACAACAAUACCAUGGUGCUCUCUAACGAAAAAUAUACGACAGAUAUCGAGGAAAACAGUUACAGGACUGCUAUGAAACUCACCAUACGAAAUCUGCUGAAUGGAGACUUUGGAAACUAUCGAUGCAUCAGCAAAAACUCCCUCGGCGAGACCGAAGGCUCCAUUAGACUCUACGAAAUACCGAAGCCUUCGGCACCUCCAAAGGCGACGGAAAUCAAAAGCAGCGCCAACAAAGAAGGUGAGGUUCCUUUUUCCUCUUAG